Molecule: messenger RNA, 754 nt
Organism: Carassius auratus (goldfish)
Lineage: Eukaryota; Metazoa; Chordata; Actinopteri; Cypriniformes; Cyprinidae
Product: ladderlectin-like
Exons: 6
Coding region: 164-622 (152 amino acids)
Source: RefSeq, a predicted model, not a curated record
AACAAGGUCAAAGGAACAAGAAAACCACAGACAUAUAACACUGUGUUUUCCCAGUGAUUUUAUACACACUUGACAUCAAGUAAAGCAUAGAAGCAGAGCUCUCUCUGGAACACCACAAAAUCUUUCUUGAGAUUCUGAAGGCAGUGAUCUGAAAACCAAGUUCAUGGCAAUGUUGAGAAGUCUGCUGCUUCUGUUCGUCGUGUUCUCCACGGGAAAUGCAGCUGGUAAACCAGAUAAAGGUAGACCAUGCCAGUAUGGAUGGACAGAUUUUGAAACCCGAUGCUACAAGUUCUUCUCUCAGUCGGCUACAUGGAUUGAAGCAGAGAGAAAAUGUAUUGCUCUGAAUGCACAUCUUGCAUCUGUGAAAAAAGAAGAAGAAAACUCUUUUCUGCUGGGUCUGUUGCCUUCUCCUACUACACUAUGUUGGAUUGGUGUUCAAGAUGCUGUGGAAGAAGAAGAGUGGUUGUGGAGUGAUGGUACUAAUUAUGACUACAACAACUGGUGCACUGGUGAACCUAACAAUCUGAAUGUUGAGAACUGUGGAGAGAUCAACUGGACCUCUGACAAAUGCUGGAAUGAUUCGCCCUGUACAAACACAAAGGGCUAUAUCUGUGCUAGAUGAUCAGAGAUGGACUGCCCCGUUGUUCCACCGUAACUUUGUACUACAUCAAAAGUUUCUGAACUUCUUGACAAAACAUCCUCCACUUUAAUUUCUUAAUACGGAAUUACUCAAUAAAAUCAUUGAAACCAACCU